AUGGUUUGGAGUUGCUGUAUUCCUUUCGGCGAGUCCAAAGGAAAUAAAGGAUCCAAACUAAAGUUGCAUAAAUUUCCACUUGAUAAAAAUCGUCAAACAUUAUGGGUCAAAUCAAUUCAAAACUUUCAACCGUCAUAUAUAAUGAAGAAAUCCCUUUACGUUUGUCAAUGUCAUUUUUUAUCAACAGACUAUGAGUUAAACAACUUACUAAAAAAAACUGCUGUUCCAUCUGUUUUUAGUGAGGUUAUAACGUUGCUGCCUUAUACAAUUUUUGAGGACAAUAGUAAUUUCCCAUCUCAAGUUCCUUGUUAG
Macrosiphum euphorbiae (potato aphid) is the source of this 312-nucleotide messenger RNA. The record is from the annotation of a GenBank genome assembly. NCBI's taxonomy places the organism in Eukaryota, Metazoa, Arthropoda, Insecta, Hemiptera, Aphididae.